AUGAAGUUUGUCGCUUUAAUAUCUGGAGGCAAAGACUCCUUUUAUAAUAUAUUGGAAUGCCAUAGACAGGGCCAUGAGCUUGUGGCUUUGGCCAAUUUGCAUCCGCUCAAUGUCGAUGAGAAUGAGACAGACUCCUUUAUGUUCCAAACAGUCGGACAUGAUCGAAUUGAGCAUUAUGGUUUAUGUCUUCUGGUCCCAUUGUAUCGUCAACCACUCACAGGCGGCUCGACAAAUGUUCAAUUGGAGUACACCCCUACUGCUGACGACGAAAUCGAGGAUCUUUACACUCUUCUAUCCAGGGUCAAGGAGGAGAUGCCAGAUAUAGAGGGUGUCAGCUGUGGUGCCAUUCUUUCACAUUAUCAACGAACGAGGGUGGAGAAUGUCUGUGAUAGACUUGGUCUCACCUGUUUGGCCUUCUUAUGGCAGAGAGAUCAGGCAGAAUUGAUGCUGGAGAUGUGCCUGCUGGGUCUCGAUGCUCGGUUAAUCAAAUGUGCUGCCAUUGGUCUCAAUGACAAGCACUUGGGAAGGCUGAUUUCUGAAAUGCUUCCAAUCCUCACCAAACUCAACCAAAUGUACGACGUUCAUGUGUGUGGUGAGGGAGGUGAGUUUGAAACUUUCGUCUUUGAUUUUCCCCUUUUUGAGAGACGCCUCGAGAUUUUUGACGAGAAAGUCGUUGCACAUUCUUCGGAUUGCUCUUAUCUUACCUUCCUGACGAAGCUGGUUCCGAAAGAGAGUUGUGACAUUACAGGUAAGUCCGCAGACCUCAACAAAAAAAGAGAACCUCUUGAAGAAGACUUUUUGUUGGUGCAAGAAAGCGUAACAGACAGUGCACCAAUUACCAUCCCUGAGGUGAAGGAUGUGUCGUUUCCAAUUGGGCCAAAUGUAAUUCCAACUCCCUUAAGACUAUAUGUCUCCAACAUUACCAGUACAGCCCCGGACGUGAAGGGUCAGACUCAAGACAUCAUGACCCAGUUAUCCAACAUUCUCAAAGCACACGAGGUUUCCAUCACAGACAUUCAACAUGUCACUGUUCUUGUUCGAGACAUGAGUGAUUUUGCAGCAAUCAACAAGGUAUACGCUUCUUUCUUCGCGGACACAUAUCUCCCACCAUCUCGUGUCUGUGUUCAAACCACACUUCCACAGCCUUACCACCUACAAAUAUCAUGUAUAGUUCUCGAUCCACCGGCCCAAACAAGACAAGGUAUUCACAUCAGAUCGAGAUCAUUCUGGGCCCCUCAAAAUAUCGGGCCAUAUUCCCAAGCUAUUGUGGACACCAAAGACACAUUCAAGACAGCUACUCUUUCCGGUCAGAUCCCUUUGAUUCCAAGCACGAUGGAGCUAGAUAGUGAGGAUCCUGUGAGGUCUGCAACACUAUCUCUCCAACACCUUUACAAGGUGAAAACACUCGUUAACGUCAAACAAUUAGCAGCGGCUGUAUGUUUUGUCACUACCACUUCUCCUCAAAUUGCCUCGCAAGUGUGGAAGGAGUACGUGCAAGAAGUUGAACAUGGACAGGAUUUCGACGAUCGACUCAUCAUUGUUCAAGUUUCCGGAUUGCCAAGAGGAGCGAACAUCGAGUGGGGCGGAUUGGCAUUUGAGCGUGUUGUUGGCAUGUAUGAUGAUGAUGAAGAGAGUGAUGCGCCAAGGUUGCUUCCCUCUGCUGCUGAGCUCACGCAAGGUUUCAAGGCCAAUAUCGUCAACAUCAACGAGAACCUCAAUGUGGUGAAGUUGAUGACUAGUGAUAUUGGUCUUGUGAUCGAUUUCCUUCGCAGUCCAGCUAUCGGAAACUCUCAUGUGACGGUCAUGACCAAACUUCUGAAUGUCCAUAAGCUAGUUGCUUUGGGACUCCCAGCUGAAUGGGUUCCAGUGCUCACAGUAUGGGACAGCGAUGGUACAGAGCCCGAGCCUCAGCCUAAGAAAGAAGAGCUUUCCAAGGCCGAGCAAGUCCAAAGAUUACAGCAUUCUAAAAGAUUAAGAGAGUUUGAGAAGCUUACUCGAAGCGUCAACUCUUACUUGGUGAGAAAAGAGACACUAGGUGGAAACCCACCCAAUGCAUCAUUAGAUGACCCUGCUGAUGAGGUAUACCAGUCUGUUCGAGAGAAACCCGUUAUCCAGAAAACAUCAAUUUCAAAAGCCAUAUCAGCCCCAUCGUCAUUUGAUCCCCUGAAGUCCACGUUAAGCUCUCCAGCGGUGGACCUACCUGAACCCAUACAAGAGAGAUUGGGCCUCUCCUUGAAAUACCUUGUAAAUAAAGACCAUCAGGAUUGGGAUGUUGUUCUUCGGCAACUUGAACAUGAAGGAGGAUUCAAAGGCCUCGUUGAAAGAGACGUGCGGAAGCUAGUGUACGCUAUUCCAAGACCUCAGCUUCACACUGUCUUUCCCAAAAUCGAGGAACUUUUGGAAGCAGCUGGUAUGCAAAAAUCUCCAAAGAUCAUCAAUGCCUACAUGAAAAGUGUGAUUCAUCGUGGAACAGUGGAUCUGACCGAGAUGGAAGUCAUAGAAAAAUGUGUGGAGCAUAUGAGAGGAUUAACAAAGAAGGGUAGUCUUUCUCGAGAAUCCUACGAAAUUUUGGUCGAAGCUUACGGAAAGAAUUCAAAUAUUGACAAGGUGAACAAGACUAUCUCCGAGAUGAAGGAGCUCGGUUUGGAACCGCUGAAAAAUGUCUAUUCUAAUGUACUCGCAACGUGCGUUUAUAAGACAAAGUCUCACGAUGCAGCUGUUCAGCUUUUUGACUCCAUGAAGUUCUUCUCUCAAAAGACACAGCCCUCAACACGUGAGUAUCAAGAUAUUAUUGUCAGUCACGUCAAUAACAACGAUAUUGAGAAGGCGUUGGACUUGUACCAGGAGAUGAUUCUUGAUAAGGUCCAAAUAAACCAGAAUAUUGUGGUGGCUCUCGCAAGAGGUUGCUUCAACAGAGAGGAGUACAGGGUCAGGGCGUGGGAUUUCAUGUUUGAGGUUCACAGAAGAGACUGGACCCCAACCGUCCAAACCGCCGAGUACAUGCUAUACUUGGCACUGAGAGAUGGCGAUUUACCGUUGGCUCGUUCGCUUUACCAGCAACUCAAUUUGGCUGGCAAUACGUCCCCACGCUCUUUCUCUUUUCUUCUUUUAGCCUAUGCUAACGCUAGUCUCGAAGAUAAGACUCCGACGAUUCUCUACAAUGAGUCGGGUCGCCUGUUCCGUCAUAACAUCAUCAAUCAGACUGAGCUCAAUCCAAACGUUGACGAUCCGAAGAAGGCGCUUCCUUUCUUGCCAAAGUUUUUCUUCGAUACCUUUGAUGAAGUUUUAGCAGAAUCCAGUGCCGUGAUGGCCCACACAAUGAUGGUGAAUCGUCAUUUCGUCAACACAGAGAGCAUUAACACAUUCCUUAACGUUGCUGCCAACAUAGGCAGUCUUGAAGAAUUCAAGGACAGACUCGAGCUGUUCACCUACUUGGAUAGGGAAGGCGUUCCCGCUGUGAGAAGCAUCAUUGAGCCUGAAGACGCCAUCAUAGAGGAGAACGAAGAUGAAACUCAGGUCACCAAGAUAUCUCCUUCGAAGGCUAUUGCAAAAUCUCCUAUUCUUCAACAACUUGUUGACUCAUCCUCGGGGCGCUAUAAAGUACCCAGAAACACAAUCACUUAUCUCAUUGCAUUGAAAGCUGCAGCUAAGCACAAGAACUACAAUCUUGCGCAAACCAUGUGGACCGAGAGAGGUCUUUAUAGAAAGUCCGUUCAUUGGAACAAACUUACCAGACAAGAAAAAGAUCGACUUGAUUUCGACUUUGCCGUUGCUAUGGUCAACGCCCUCACCCAACUUGGUUUAUUUGACGAUGCUCUUGCAAUUAUUGUCAGCACGGAAUACCAGUUCAAGUGGAAGAGGCAUCAUUUCUCGCAAUUAUACAAAGAGGCCGUUGAGAUUGGUAACAGCAAGAUUACGCAAACACUCCGUGGCAUAGCGAAAAGAGCUCAGGUCAAUUUCGAAGGUAAGAUCCGCAGAAAAGACUAUAAAAGGUUUGUUAUGGAAAAUGGUUACUAG
Candidozyma pseudohaemuli is the source of this 4017-nucleotide messenger RNA. RefSeq names its product diphthine--ammonia ligase. Lineage: Eukaryota; Fungi; Ascomycota; Pichiomycetes; Serinales; Metschnikowiaceae. Gene Ontology annotation, biological process: protein histidyl modification to diphthamide. Gene Ontology annotation, molecular function: diphthine-ammonia ligase activity; protein binding. The transcript has 2 exons. Bases 1 to 4017 code for a protein of 1338 amino acids. The record is from RefSeq and is a predicted model, not a curated record.